This is a messenger RNA of Tilletiaria anomala UBC 951, 963 nucleotides long. RefSeq names its product putative ribosomal protein L13B. Gene Ontology annotation, cellular component: ribosome; cytosolic large ribosomal subunit. The coding region runs from base 331 to 954 and encodes 207 amino acids. Gene Ontology annotation, biological process: translation. The transcript is spliced from 2 exons. Lineage: Eukaryota; Fungi; Basidiomycota; Exobasidiomycetes; Georgefischeriales; Tilletiariaceae. The record is from RefSeq and is a predicted model, not a curated record. Gene Ontology annotation, molecular function: structural constituent of ribosome; RNA binding.
GUUGAGCAAGAGUUGGGCGAUGCAGAAGCUAUGAUCAUCGCACUCGACGUAUGCCCGUACCUAGGCUAGCAGCGGCAAAGAUGUGUGCCUGGGAUCACCUGAAGCCAUUCGAGAGUCUACUUGAAUUCGGCGGACUGAAUGCGGCAAAGGGGUUCGAAGGCAGUACUGGUGGGACCGCAGAGGUAUAAUGGAUGGAACCAAGGCGGUUUACACCGUCACAUGGAGUAGAUUUGAUGGCAUGAAACAUCGCUGCAAGUCUGGCAGGCACGAUUUGCAGGGCAUGACUUCACAUCCGGACACUGAUCCUAGCUAUUUCAUCACAUCGUCAGAAUGGCCAAGCACAACAACAUCCUUCACAACAACCACUUCCGAAAGGACUGGCAGCGCCGGGUCAAGGUCUGGUUCGACCAGCCCGGCGCGAAGAAGCGCAGACGCAAUGCCCGUGCCGCCAAGGCUGCUUCCCUGGGCCUGCGUCCGCUGAAGUCUCUGCGUCCCGCCGUUCGCUGCCCAACGCUGAAGUACAACACAAAGCUCCGUGAGGGCCGAGGCUUCACUCUGGAGGAGAUCAAGGCCGCUGGCCUCAAGAAGAAGGACGCCGCCAGUAUCGGCAUCCCCAUCGACCACAGGCGGAAGAACAAGAGCGAGGAGGGCCUCAAGCUCAACGCCGCCCGCAUCCAGGCGUACCGUGAGCGCAUCGUCGUUCUCCCGCGCCGCACCAAGAAGAACAAGGGUCAAAGGCCUGACAUCAAGUCGCUCGACACUGUUCGCGACGUUGCUGCUGCCUUCCCGAUUCCCGCUGGUGUUGCCUCCGAGGCGCCGCGCGCGAUCACUGCCGAGGAGAAGGAGUUCAACGCCUACCGCACCUUGCGGGAGGCCCGUGCGACUCACCGCUUCGAGGGUGGCCGCAAGGCUCGCCUAGCGAAGAAGGAGGAGGAGGAGAAGGCCAAGAAGUAAAUUCCUUGC